Molecule: messenger RNA, 1320 nt
Organism: Schistosoma turkestanicum
Lineage: Eukaryota; Metazoa; Platyhelminthes; Trematoda; Strigeidida; Schistosomatidae
Source: the annotation of a GenBank genome assembly
AUGACACAAGAUGUAAAGAAUGGCGAAUAUGUAUUCUUGAUAUUCACUUGUGUAUAUCGUUUUGGUCGUGAUGAUUUAGAUGUGUUAGGUUUGACAUUUCAAAAAGAAUUAAUCAUCUAUACAAAAUGUUUAUGGCCUAAUCAUCCAUUUGAUGAUAAUCAAUACGCUAAAGGUGGUAAUAUGAAAUGGAAUAAAACAUGGAAAAAAAUUAAACGUUUAUCAAAACGAAAAACUGAAUCCAGUGAACAAAUUUCCUGUGUUGCCGUAAAUGAUGAUCCAUAUGGAAUAUUUAGUGAAACGCUGAAAGAUACUGAUCUGUCAGCAUUUCAAACAAAGUUAAUAAGUAAAUAUGGUGAUUUGGCAUUUCCGUUUCGGAUAACUAUACCUGCAUCAUCACCGUCAUCAGUUGCAAUCCAACCGAAUGAAGAUGAUUCUCGGAAACUAUAUGGUGUCAGUUAUGCACUGACUGCAUUUGCUGGUCAAAAACUUAAUUGUAGUCAACCGAUUAGUUCCACUGUAACAAUUAUUCUCAGAAAAUAUAUCGCUGGACCGAAAUUAAUCAGUCGUCCUUUAUAUCCUGUGGCUGAAUCCACUAGAAAAUCAAUCAAUUUCAUUUGUUGUUCUGGCGAACUAUUAAUUACAGCAUCUAUUGAAAAACCAUUAUAUUAUCAUGAUGAACCAGUGAAUGUAACACUUGUAUUGGAUAAUUCUUGUAAUUUGUCAGUUAGAAAAUUACAAAUAUCAAUUGUUCAAGUAACAGAAAUGUAUUUGUUAACAAAAGGAACAUAUCGCUCGACGAUAAAUGAACAAUUUUGCAAAGAAAAUCUUCCUCAAGCUGGAGAGCAACAAUGGAAGUAUAAGACAUCGUUAGAUACCAGUUUAACAGAUACUCUAUUAAAACAAGGUGUUGCACUAGAAGGUUAUAUAAAACAAGAGAAAAAUUGGUUAGCUUCAUCAACAAUAUUGAAACUUUCUACUGAUAUGAAUGAAUGUUUAGAAAUGAUGCAAAAUAUUCAUAAAAACGUUGAAGAAUCUACAGAAACGGCAAUCAAAGCUAAUAAAGAGCUACAUGGAGUUGUUAUUUCAUACUUUAUCCGUGUUAGGUGUUGGAUAGGAAUGAGCCGAUGUUCUGUCCACAUUCCGUUUUUAUUGAUGCAACCAGAAAAAGAAUCUCUCACUGUGAAUAGUAAUAAUAAUAAUAAUAAUAAUCAUCCUAUUUGCUUACCUACUCAUACUGUUCACGCUGAUGUAGUUGAAAAUCAGUCAAUUGAAGAUAAACCAGAAGAUAAACAAAAUAUUGAAGUGCCCCAUGAAGAUUAG